UGUCUCUUUCGUUUGACCUCCAGUUUGCAUGUCGGUCGCAAAACACUUGCAGUGAAAACCGCGCUUCAUUCUGAUCACGAAGCUAAAUGUUCUGAAAUAAGGUCUGAUGUGAUGGAAGAAUUAAUAACACUUACGACUAAAGAACCAUCAGCAGACAUAGAAGAACGUUGGCGCUAUAAAUAUCCAAAUGUAGCUUGUGAGCUACUAACUUGUGAUGUUCCAGUCUUAAAUGAAAAAUUAGCAGGCAACGAAGCAUUAUUGGCAAAACUUUAUUCUUUUAUCGAUACAGAUCAACCAUUAAAUCCCCUUUUGGCAUCAUUUUUUAGUAAGACUAUUGGAGUACUUAUUGGUCACAAAACUCUUCAGCUUUUAGAGUUUUUGAAAAGUCGUCAGACAUGCGUCGAUCUGCUUUUACAACAUUUAGAAACAUCUGCAAUUAUGGACUUAGUACUAAAACUUGUUAGUCAGGUUGAAGGAAAUAUGCGGCAGAAUAUACUAAGUUGGUUGGAUAGUCAACAAUUAGUACAAAGAGUGAUAAAAUUAUUAUCCCCAAAUUCUGAACAAACUAAGCAUGCAAAUGCUGCACAAUUACUUUGUGAUAUGAUAACUGCUGCGAGAGAAUAUCAACGUACAUGUACAGCACGCACUGGUCCAGAUCCUAUUUUAAAUACUCUUGAAUCAGCAGAUACAGUAAGCCUGUUACUAGAGACUAUUUUAACUGGAGAAAAACUAGAAAGUAGUAUUCUUGGUGGAAUUCAGGUACUUCUUACACUUUUACCAAAACCUAACAAUGGAAGAAAUGAGGAUAGUGUUCAUGGAAAUGGUAUUGAAGACGAGAUCACAGAUAGUGAAGAGCGUAUAAAGAUAUCAAAUGCAACUUUGCCUUACCUAGAGCAGCUUCACAAACUUCUGCUGGAUCCACCUUAUAAACCUCCUGUUAAAACAACCACUGGCGUAUUAGAAUGUCCAGUAGGUAUUACGCGUUUACAUGUUGCAAAGUUAUUCACGACAUUAAUGGCAACUGAAAAUAUGAAGGUCUAUGAAGCCUUAAUAGAAUUAGGAACAUUCCAAACGUUACUCGAUUUAUUUUUUAAAUAUUCGUGGAACAAUUUUUUACAUACUCAAGUACAAUUUUGCCUGGCUUUAGCUAUUAAUUGUGAUUUUAAGGAUACAAAUGAUAUUAUUUAUGAUAAUAAAUAAAGAAAUGAAAAAUAAGCAAGGAUACAUGGGCCAUUUAAUAAACGUUGCAAAUAAUAUUGUUAAUCAACGUGAAAAAAGCGAAAAUUUAGAUAAAUUUUUAAAGGAUAAUUUAUUACCUGAGUGUCGUAGUAAUUGGGAUAAUUUUGUGAAUAUUGAACUAACAAAAAUUAAUAAGAUUCAUCAAAUCCAUUUGGGUGGAAAACCACAAACAUCCAUGACCAGCUCCAGUGAAAAUCCAGAUGAAUAUAGUUCUUAUCCCCAAGAAGAAUUUCUUCAAGUUCAACGAGUAGAACAAAUAUGUCAGCAAAAACAAAAAGCAGAUUUAGAGGAUUGCAACACAGGAGUAGAAUGGGGCGAUGAAGGAGAACUCACUUUUCAGACAGUAGUAGAUAAAUGUGAUUGGCCAACAAAACAACAACAUAAUGAUUCUAAUUCAUCCGAUGAAGAUGAUGAAGAUCCACGAGAUAUGCAUAUGGAAAUUGAUUCUACAGAGCGUAAAAAAGAAACGUCGAACACAACAGAGAACAAAAUGGAAACUCCGUUGGGAAGCAAAGUAACCGUGGAAGCCAUUGGAGCAGGUGACAUGAAAAUUGAAGAUACAGUUGAUAGUACAGCUUCAUACAUAGAAACAAAUAUAAAUCAUCAAAAUACCGAGAGUAGUUUGUACUCUGGGUGUACUGCCGAUAAAAAUGCAAAUCCAAGUGAAAUUGUAGAUAGCAGAGAAAUCAAGUGCGAAGGGAACGUAAAGAAUGCGGAACUUGCGACUACUACGGUACAAAAUGAAAAAUCUUCGAGUGAUUAUACAAUUUCGUGUAGUUUAAAAAAUGUAUCACCGGAAGCUGUAUUAUCAUCGACAGAUACCAAAUGAAAAAUUAUUUGUUGAGUAUGAUAUUGCAAUAGAACAAAAAAAGUCAUAUCAAGUAUAAAUUUGUACGAAUGAUCAGAAUAUAUAUUACGUCCCUAUAUUUUCAUUAGAUCAUAUUAAUUGUGCUUCAUUGCGUUGGCGCCUGGGUAACAACUCACAGCAGGGUAUAAGUAUGGAUUGAAAAGUAAAAGACUAACCGACGCUCAACUAUGAAUAGUAUAUUACUUGAUGUACAUGUACAUGUUCUCGGAUCGCCAAAGUUUCAAUUAUAAAUACAACCUCGUGAAAUACAAUUUUCCAGAUUUUCUUAAUGGACAUAGUUAUUAAAAAUUUCUUUAGGUUAUUAUUUGUACGUAAUUAAUAUAAAAAUUUAAUUCAAUAAUCACACAUUCUUUGUGUCUCGGAUUUGGUAUAAUGUAAUAGUUAGCAUGAUGAGAUAGACAAAGUACAAUUUGUACAAAAUUGAUGAAUGCCAAGAUGAAUUUAACUUGGUCGCCUGAUACCUGUUCUCACAAAAGUAUUACAUGCUGAUGUGUGUGUAUAUAUAUAUAUAUAUAUAAAUGUACAUAUACACAUACAUACAUAUAUUGUAAUGUUUAAGUGAUACUGAUACGAGGCUCCUUAAAAAGAUAACCGUAAAUAUUAAUGUUUAAUAAAAGAAGAAAACUGGUGCUUUUGCUUCUUCGUUCGAUAAGGCA
Heterotrigona itama is the source of this 2763-nucleotide messenger RNA. Lineage: Eukaryota; Metazoa; Arthropoda; Insecta; Hymenoptera; Apidae. The record is from the annotation of a GenBank genome assembly.